AGCCAGCCAGCCCGUGCAGCAGCUUUGUGCGCAUGUUCUCAUGUCUCGGAUGGUGUAGCUGUGUAGCUGUGUGCAGGUCAGCAUCAUUGCAUGGUUGAUGUCCAACUGGAGGACGCGAGGAGGAUUUGCAGAAGAAUAGCAGCGUUCAAAGAUCAUCGGAAAUAUCGACACAUCAGGUGGCAUCAUGGGCAAAGUGACGGGAGGGAUGAAAUGCGUGAAAUAUCUGCUCUUCGUCUUCAACUUCAUCUUCUGGCUGUCGGGCCUGUUGGUGCUGGCUGUGGGACUUUGGCUCCGGUUUGACCCAGAAACAGUGGAGCUACUGACCGGUGACGGCGCCCCGGACACAUUCUUCAUAGCUGUGUACAUCCUUCUCGGUGCAGGAGGGUUGAUGAUGAUCGUCGGGUUCUUCGGUUGUUUCGGGGCCGUACGUGAGUCUCAGUGUCUUCUUGCAUCGUUCUUUGCUUGCCUUGUGAUAAUCUUUGGAGCAGAGAUUGCAGCUGGUGUGUUCGGAUUCAUAAACAAGGAACAGAUUGUUGAGGAAGUCCAGAAGUUUUACAGCAGCUCCAUCGCUGACGUCUCUAAUCCAAAUGACACCGCCAUCGCAUUCAUUUACCACAAAACCCUGAACUGUUGUGGAGGUUCCACAUCAGACUUGUCUAACACACUUUGUGCAGAGGCUGAGGACAACACCCAGGACUGUCUCACUGCAAUAACAGACUUCUUCAAUGAAAAGUUGCAUAUUAUUGGAUACAUUGGGAUUGGCAUCGCAGGAGUGAUGAUCAUAGGGAUGGUCUUCAGUAUGGUGUUGUGUUGUGCCAUCAGGAACAACAGGGAGGUUAUAUAGACGUCCAGAUUGAUCUGGUGGGGGAGGUUCAGAGUACAAUACAUCCCAGUCGUCCACGGGCCAAAUUCAACACGAUACGCUGGAUCGUCAUCUUCACACCUUCUCCUCUACUCCACCAGCACUGAACAUUUAUUUCUCUGCUUUUUAUGACGUAACACACGCUCUGCUUUUUGGCACAACUCUGUGACAUUCCUCAGUUUUAACAUCUUUUUGUUACACAGCUCAGUACACCAAGCCUUCUUUGACACAGGAAUGUUGUGACUGCUGUAAAUAUGGAACAGCUAUUUUAUGCACCUGCUGUUAACACUAUUUAUCAUGCCCCUUUCUAGCCAGUUUUUAUGUAAUCAAUACUACUACUGUGUGCUUAAAUGUUUUGAGGACUAGCCUACCUUUGCUGAGUAGAUUUCCAUCACGUGCCUAUUUAGUCACACAACAAGCCUCCAGCUAUACCGCACUAUUUACCUAUUCCUUGUGUUUUCAAUAUGUACAUAAGCUCCCUGUCACCACUCUCAAGUAUUUCUACUUUAAAGCACAAAUAGAGGAAGUGUAGAUAUGAUAUCAACCCAAAGGGUUAGGGAAGGUCUGAUGAUAAACUGCCACUCUGUGAUUCUCCAAAUUCACCUAAAAAGGUCAUGAAUAACAAUACUGUAAGUCUCGAGAGCUCCUCUGGAGCACGUGUGAACUGUAACAGUGAGCUAGUUUGCAUUUUGUGUGAAUUAUUUUGGAUGUAAAUUUUGUUGGUGUGCCAAUAAGAUGUGAAUUAUAGGAUAAUAUAGUUUUAUGCCAUACUGUUAACCGUAAUAAAAAUAAAAUGGGUGCUUUUA
Sebastes umbrosus (honeycomb rockfish) is the source of this 1668-nucleotide messenger RNA. RefSeq names its product tetraspanin 2a (gene tspan2a). Lineage: Eukaryota; Metazoa; Chordata; Actinopteri; Perciformes; Sebastidae. The coding region runs from base 185 to 844 and encodes 219 amino acids. Gene Ontology annotation, cellular component: membrane. The transcript has 9 exons. The record is from RefSeq and is a predicted model, not a curated record.